This is a messenger RNA of Kwoniella mangroviensis CBS 8507, 993 nucleotides long. RefSeq lists its product as uncharacterized. Bases 1 to 993 code for a protein of 330 amino acids. Lineage: Eukaryota; Fungi; Basidiomycota; Tremellomycetes; Tremellales; Cryptococcaceae. The record is from RefSeq and is a predicted model, not a curated record. The transcript is spliced from 2 exons.
AUGCCGGACUCACUCGAGACAGCCGCUCUCAACGGAUCGUUAUUCACUUUCGACGACUCUCCUCCCUCUCCCGCACGUUCAAACUCCUCGGCAUCGCUCCUGAAUACGGAUGACGAUUUAGGCUCAGACUUGGACGAUGGGCCAUCUUCAAGUAAAAUAGGUCAGAGAGGUGAUACAUCCGGUAAGGGUGUACCGCCAGUAAAUGGUAGUCAGAUAGAGCACGAUGGACCUCAGACUGGACCUAAGGGGGUGAUAUCGGAUCGUAAAGCCCAUUCGACGGUUGAACAACAGCGGAGAGAUAGAGAGUUGAACGACAAGGCAUUAGAACAGAAUAGGAAAGCGCUGAUAGGAUUGACGGUACAUGAGGAAGAUCAACUAAGGAGAAGAGAGGAGGAGGAGAAUGAGUUGAAUGAAUGGAGGAGGAGGAGGAAAGAACAGCUGAUCAGAAAUCCGGAGCAGGAUGAGGAUGAGGGUGAAGAUGAGGGUAGGAGGCAGAGUAUAAAGAGGGGCGGAUUGAGGGAGUUGGACAAGACCAAUUUCAUAGAUGCUGUCGAGAGGAAUGGGUGGGUGGUAGUAUUGAUCUAUGAACCUGAGAUACCCCGCUGCGUCUCGCUUCUCGCAUCCCUCUUGCAUCUCUCACUCAAUCUCCCUUCCCCCUCGACAUUGUCAAUUCCAGUGACAUUGUACAAAGCCCGUGCGACAUCCUUGCAAUUCUCCCUUUUACCUCCCACUUCAUCAACCAUCACACAUUACGAAGAUGAAGAACCGAUAGGUACGCCUGAUCCUGAUGUAUUACCUACGAUGUUGGUUUACAAGGAUGGCGAGUUGGAGAAGAACUGGGUAAGGGUCGAUUGGGAAGUGGAUGAGAGUGGGGUGGAAGGGCUAUUGAAGAAGGAAGGGAUAUUGCCCUCGGUAGGAGCAGGAAGGAUGGGAGCACGAGUGGGGAUCAAUAGGAGCAGAGACUUGUUGGAUGAUGAGGACGAUGAGGAGUAG